Molecule: messenger RNA, 1940 nt
Organism: Glycine soja
Lineage: Eukaryota; Viridiplantae; Streptophyta; Magnoliopsida; Fabales; Fabaceae
Product: flocculation protein FLO11-like
Exons: 5
Coding region: 364-1776 (470 amino acids)
Biological process (GO): cortical microtubule organization
Cellular component (GO): cortical microtubule
Source: RefSeq, a predicted model, not a curated record
UGGUAUAAUUGAACACAUUCUGACACCAGUCAAUAGAAAAGAGAAACUAAACGUGAAGGACAAGCAGUGAGGUAGAAUGAAGAAUGUCAUGAAACAAACAAUGAAGCUAGAGCAUCUACUGAAUUGAACCCCCGACACUCUCGGUUUGUGUUUGUGUGUUGACGUACAAACAAGUGAAUGGUUUUGCUUGCUUGCCACCUACAACACUGCAAUGCAUUCUCAUUCUCCCACUCAAAUUAAUCCAAAUUAAAGCACCUGAACUCAUCAUAGCUCAUGUUCUCAUACACUAAUAUAACAACACCACAUGUGAGUUGGCCUUGAAGGGAUGAAUGCAAAUAACAGCGUUGAGUUGUUGUUGGCAUCAUGAACAGCAGGAAUGUGAAUGUGAAUCAGCAUCAUCACCGCAGAGGUCACAGCUUCAAUGGCUUUGCCAACAUCAAUCCCAUCUCCCACACAAUUAAUUCUUCCCAUGGGAAACUCUCGUUUGAAUCAGCAAAACUGGCCACAAGUGGGAUUGAUGAUCUAUUGUCAUCCACGGAAGGAGGAAAGCAUGACUAUGAUUGGCUCCUUACUCCUCCGGGGACCCCUCAUUUGCCAUCAUCUGAAGGUGAAUCCCAACCAACUUUGGUGCCUCCAAGAAGCAAUCUGGGUAGAUUAAUGUCAAACACUAAUGUCUCAAGGCUUUCAGUCUCACAAUCCGAGAACAACAAUCACUCUAGACCAUCAAGAAGUGGUUCAGUGACUCGCAGUCCAAACAGAUCCUCCUCCAUCCUUAACACAAGGCCAUCCUCCCCCAUAACUCGCUCUCCGUCUGCAGCAAGGCCUUCCACUCCAACCUCUCGCACGACAUCAACAUCAACACCAACACCCCCCAGAGUACUACUACCACGCUCAAUUCCAAGUCCAACCAACUCAUCAUCAAUUGACAUCAACAAAACUAGAACAUCACAAGGCUCAAGGCCAUCCCAGUCUGCCACUUCACCUUCGCGACCCUCUACCCCCACUCGUCGCCAUUCGCUGUGUCCCCUGCCAGUUGUCCCUCCUGAUUUCCCCCUUGAAACACCAUCAAACCUCAGAACAACAUUGCCUUCUGAUAGACCUGUCUCUGCAGGCAGGUCUCGUCCGCGCGCUGUUGUUACUCUUCCUUCGAAGCCAAACUCAGAAAUGCAAGCCCCAGUUAGCAUGUCAAGGAGACAGCCAUCUCCUAUUGCCAAUAGGGGGAGACUGUCAGAGUACACAGGAAAAGGCCGCGGCCAUACCAAUGCUGCUGAUGCCUCUGAGGUAGUUGCUAGGAGAUCUGUUAAGUGUUCAACUACUGCCUCAGAAAACAGUGGACUGGGAAGGACCAUCUCAAAGAAAUCAUUGGAUAUGGCUAUUAGACACAUGGAUGUGAGGAACAGCUCAGGAACUCUUCGUUCAGUUCCAAACGCCAAACUCUAUCCUCAGAGCAUUCGAACUUCAACUCCCAAGACACACCACAGUCGAGGUUUGAGUGUUCCAGUGUCAAUGAACAAUAUUAGCGGAAGCCUCCAAAGAAGAAAUAAUAAUAAUAAUAAUAUGAAAAAUGGAAGAGAGAUAGAUGAAAGGCAAAAGCAAUACUUGGGAAAAUUGAGUGAAGUAUUGGAUGUGUACGAGAGUUAUCGUUAUGAUUCACUGUUGCUUAAAGAAGACUUAAACAACACAAACUGGCUGCGUAGUGUUGAUGAUAAAUGUGAUCAAGGACCCAUCUUUGACAAUGGAUUUGAGUCCCUGCCUGAACCUUUUGGACUCUUUUAGCAUUCUUAAGCUUCUUCUUAAUUGCCACAUUAAUUUGUAAUGUAAUAUUUACAUUUUAAUUAUUGUUUCUCAAAGGUGGGGAAAUGAAGAUGCGUUAUGUAUAAAAUGUAUGGACUUAACUUGGAUCUUACAAGUGAAUAAUACUAUGCAAGAAUUUAAUGACA